Alternaria incomplexa is the source of this 741-nucleotide messenger RNA. RefSeq lists its product as uncharacterized. Gene Ontology annotation, biological process: cristae formation. The coding region runs from base 1 to 741 and encodes 246 amino acids. The transcript has 3 exons. Gene Ontology annotation, cellular component: MICOS complex; mitochondrial crista junction. Lineage: Eukaryota; Fungi; Ascomycota; Dothideomycetes; Pleosporales; Pleosporaceae. The record is from RefSeq and is a predicted model, not a curated record.
AUGGCUUUCAGACCGCUGUUACGGCAGCGCGCCGCUGUCCCCGCCAUGGCCGCCCUCUCCACCGCAGCAAUCUUCGCACCCCGGACCGUAUACGCAGAGGAGCGACCUGCCGACCACUUUAACCGCAAACCUAUCUACGAUGAUAUGCCCGUCGAUACCACAGCGCCUACCGCUCCCGCCCUAACAGAACCAUCGAACUCUUUAUCACCAGAGUCUAGCUACCGACCGACACCAACCGACCGCCUCGCAGUCCAGAUCGGCCGUGCGCGCAUGGCUCUGUACGAGCAGGCUGUCCGCGGCGAGAAGGCCGUCGACAACGCGCUCACCGAGACGCUCCGUCUCGAGCACUCCUUCACAAGCACCAUCCGCUCAUUAGCCCCACCCAGGGAAUCCGGCGAGAAGGUCCUCCCAGGCGCACUCUACGUCCUUGUCUCCUCCAUGGCCGGUUCCAUCAUCACGCGCAACCGCAACAUCCUCCUUCGAACCUCCGUCCCCGUCGCUGUCGGCAUCACCGCUGCGAAGUUCGUGCUUCCCAUCACCACCAAGAACGUCGGAGACCUCAUCUGGACCUACGAAGAGAAAUACCCCGUACUUGCGGAUACCCACCUGCGGAUGAAGAACAGGAUCUCGCAAUUCAUCGAGACUGGAAAGGCACAUGCGCAGGGAACUGUUGGUAUGGUCGAGGGGAAGCUGGCUGAUACACGUGAGAAUCUUGAAGGCUGGGUCAAGAAGGGCCGGUAA